Molecule: messenger RNA, 818 nt
Organism: Psylliodes chrysocephalus
Lineage: Eukaryota; Metazoa; Arthropoda; Insecta; Coleoptera; Chrysomelidae
Source: the annotation of a GenBank genome assembly
CUCUGACCGUCAGAUUCGAGCGGAUAUUUUUAUGAAAUCUGUUCUGUUUUUAUUAAAAUAUUGUGUAGUUGUUGGUAAUUGGUGAUAAAAAAACUUAAUCAGAACCAUGAUGACGAAAAGGUUUUUCUUUUGUAUGAGCCUAAAAAAUGGGGCUUGGAUUAUGACAGCAUCUAAUAUGUUAUAUGGUGUAUCGUCACUUCUGUCAGCAGCUAUUGCACUUGAAAAUUACCAAGACGAGGAGGACCGUUUAAAUCUGAUUAUGACCAUUUUGUUGGGUGUGUUCAAUAUUUUCGUUGGAGGUGUAAUGAUAUACGCAUUAAUAAAAGGCAAUGAACGAACAGUGUUGCUUUACAUCCUGUUGGAAAUGGUGAACCUUUUCAUUAUUACAGUAUUUUCUGCUAUAAAUAUUUUCGAAUACAAAUCUUUGACUAGAUCGGCCAGUUUGACAGGACUUUGCAUCGGUUGCGUUUUACUAUGGUAUGGACUUUACUGUAUGGUAUCUUUCUAUAAUGAACUGGAAGAAUACAACAAGACCACUAUUAAAUCCGGACUUAUUGAGUAUUCUGCCACCAAUGGUACAACUGGCUUGGAACCGGUAAUGUUUCCAGAAAAAGCAAUUGACAGUACAGCAGUAUAAAUGUUAUUAAAAAAAAAUAUGAAAUGAAUUAUUUUUGUCAAAUUUUACGGGAUAUUAGUAUUAGUUUUAUUAUGAAAUAAAGAAUCUAAGCUCAAAUAAUGUAAAAGUAUAAAAGUGGAAUUUAAUAUUAUUUAGCUAAUCUGUAUUUUAAGUAAACAAAUAAUGUAAAAGUAUAAAAAAU